This is a messenger RNA of Camellia sinensis, 372 nucleotides long. NCBI's taxonomy places the organism in Eukaryota, Viridiplantae, Streptophyta, Magnoliopsida, Ericales, Theaceae. The record is from RefSeq and is a predicted model, not a curated record.
AUGACCAAGAAAUCGUUCAUCAACACAAGAGCAUUGAAUCCUACUGCAAUUAAUAGUUACUUGUCUGGUAUUGAAGCUUUGAGUGGAACUAAUUUUAGAAAUGGAAGGAACAAAUUAAGAAUUGUUUUGGGAAUUAUGGAUUUAGACUAUGCAUUAAGAGAGCCUACUCCUACAAAGCCUAAUGAUACAAGUUCUAAGGAACAAAUGGCUUUAUAUGAAAAAUGGGAACACUCUAAUCGCUUAAGUCUAAUGAUUAUGAAAGGCUUAAUUACACCUGCAAUUCAAAGAGCAAUCCCUGUUUCUGAAAGUGCAGUGAGCUAUAUGAAAUCUAUUGAAGAAACAAUUCAUUGGAACUUCCAAAUCCCUUGCUAG